CGACGACGACGACGGUGAAGAAUGGAAUUCCCAUUCGGAUCCCGUGCAUCAACCGACGUCUAUUGACCUCAUCUUGAUACUAAUACAAAUCAAGUCCUUGUCAGGCGAACUAACCUUCAGUCCAAUAUACAACAACCAUGCGCUCUUUUUGCCUUCUCUUGGGACUCUUCGCAGUCAUCCAAACCGCUGUCUCUUAUGGUGCGUCAUAGAUGGUGGUCUGGGAGGGAGAAGAUCGGAACAUUUGCCAUCUGCUCUGCCAGCGAUCCCUUGUCUUCUCCUAAGUCCCAUCCUUUCAUGGGAUUCCUGCGCGAAAUCCUUUUUGGGAAACCAAGGAACACCACACUCACAGAAACUUCCCUUUUUCCUUCCCCUUCUCGUGAUCUGGUAUCGAUCUAUCUAUGUUUCGUUAUUUGUCGGGUUCCAUCGCUUUGCGUUGCGUUGAUUCGUGAACCGUGGUGAUUGAAAAUCUGUGCGCGGUAUAUAUGACAAAAUCGCAGCUCCAUCCUUCGUUCCUCGAACCAAUGGAGUCAUUGCUCCCAUGUCCAAGGAAAUCGUKGCGUCAAAGGUCUUUGGUACCCGCAGCACUAGCUCCAAAAUGUCGUCGGGUGUUUCCAGCGUGAAAAUGAUGCCAAUCGGAGUGCCAAAGGUUGCCUACCGGGUUCCUGGAUCGCAGCAAGCCGACUGGGUCGACAUUUACAAUCGUCUUUACCGCGAACGUAUCAUCUUUUUGGGAGCUGAAAUCGAUGACGAACUGGCCAACCAGGUCAUCGGUGUCAUGUUGUACCUCGACUCGGAGGAUUCCUCGAAACCCAUUUACCUGUACAUCAACUCCCCCGGUGGAUCCGUUAUUUCUGGACUAGCCAUCAUCGACUGCAUGCAACACAUUAAAUCGGAAGUGAUCACCAUCAACCUGGGAUUGGCGGCCUCUAUGGCCAGUUUCAUUCUGGCCGCUGGAAGCAAGGGAAAGCGACUGGCACUUCCAUCCUCCCGAAUCAUGAUCCAUCAGCCCAUGGGAGGUGCCCAGGGACAGGCAGAGGACAUUAAGGUCGAAGCCGCCCAAAUUCUGAAAAUCCGUGACAACCUCGUAAAGAUGUACUCAAUGAUGACGGGACAAACCACGGAACGAAUCACUAAGGAUUUGGACCGAGACAACUUUUUGAGUGCCUAUGAAGCCGAGGACUACGGCCUCAUCGAUCGUGUAUUGGACUACAAUAAGGAGUCUGACACCCAGUUGUAAGAAAGACGCGUAGGCUCAUUUACUGUUGUAUUAAUUUAUAGAAAAGAAGUGAACGCCAGCAUGGUACACUUUAAACAC
Messenger RNA from Pseudo-nitzschia multistriata, 1315 nucleotides. The record is from the annotation of a GenBank genome assembly. Lineage: Eukaryota; Bacillariophyta; Bacillariophyceae; Bacillariales; Bacillariaceae.